CAUGUUUCCAUACAUAUUGGCACUAUGUUUAAGUCUCUGCAUAUAAAUUGUUAAUGGUGUCUCUGAUAACAUAGAGGUUAUCACUUCAUGUUGGCUUAUAACAGUAUAAGACAAUCAAAAAUUCAAGGUAUUAUAUAUCAUAUAUUAUUUUUUAGACUUUUGAUCAUGUAGUUGAUUCAGUGGCUAAGCGAUAUUAACAAAAUGAUAAAGAUAAGAUUGUUCAUGACAUAAGAAUAUAUAUGAUAAAAAAGUGUUUUGCUACUCUUCCUCUUGCUGAUAGUAAAUAAGUAAGUAUACUUGUUUAACACGCGUUUUUUAGAUAAUCAAAGAUUUUGAAGCUGGAUUAUCAUUCCAUGUUACAUAUAGAGAAAUUGUAAAAGGCUUCGAUUACACUCAUUAUAU
Molecule: messenger RNA, 402 nt
Organism: Paramecium primaurelia
Lineage: Eukaryota; Ciliophora; Oligohymenophorea; Peniculida; Parameciidae
Source: the annotation of a GenBank genome assembly